UAGGUAUAUAAAAUAGUUUCAAAAUUGUUGAAAAUAAACAGCAUUCUCUGCUCUGAGACGUUGGGAUCUUCUCCGUUGAAGGAGCUGAAAACUACAUCACGGUUGCUGCUAACAUAACAUUACAUUACAUUCACAUUAUGAAUUUAUCAAGCAAUUUGGAGCAAGUGGAUCCAAAUACAGGAGACAGCAGGCAAUAGGAACUCCAAACAGAUCACUCUUUAUUCCAAAGAAACAGUUACUGAACAUCACCAAAUAACAUCAAGGAUCCAGCGAAAAAUAAAGAGAAAACCAGGGCUUAAAUAGAGACUGAUGAGAGGACGAGGUGCAGGUGGAGAAAAAGAGCAGGGGGCUCAGGUAAGGGGAAUAAGGUGAUGAGGCAGAAGAACAGGCAGCAAGCUGAUUGGCUGAGAGAAACUGAGGAGCAGGAAGGACUAAUGAGGCUGACGUAAGACAGAAAACUGCAUUCACCUACAUGUGAAGCUGGUCCUCACAAUGGAUCUCUGUGAGGACAAUGAAGUUGAAGACCGCCAGAAACAAAGGCCAGUGUAUUAUUCCUGUUUGUCUUUGGAGGGUGACAGAGACCAGCUCUGUCUGAGAGAGAGACCAGGCUCUCCAACACCGAGCUAUAUGUCCAUAAAGAGUGACCAGUCCAAGGGAAUCCCUCUGGCCUUCAACAAUGAGACAAUUCCAGCUGUAAAACAUUCACUCAAUCAACCCUUUGAAAGAGACUCUGAAAAUGCCAGCUGUGUGUCUGCGAGGACUGACAGGUCCAGAGACGAGCCUCCGAAUCUCAGCAACAAGCCACCACCAGCGGACGCAGCUGAGCCCGAGCACAACAAUCAGAGCCAGAGGUCACUGUCUCCAACACCGAGCUGUCUAUCAAUAAAAAGUGACCAGUCCAAGGGAAUCCCUCUCGCUUUCAACAAGGAGCAUGUUAGAUCUGUUACAAAGGACGAGCUGUGUCAGGGACUGACACCAAAUUCUCCAACACUGAGCUGUCUGUCUCUGAGUGACCAAUCCAUCGAGAUCCCUCUGGCUUUCAACAUUGAGACAAUUCCAGCUGUCCUUGUAAAACAACCACUCACUGAAAAAGACUCUGAAAAUGUGACUGACGAUGUGCAAGACGUUUUAAAGAGCCAUCGGAUCAGUCUUAAAGAGAGGUUUCAGUACGUCAUGGAGGGAACUGCCGAAGAAGGAGGUGGAAUACAUCUGAGUACCAUUUACACAGAGCUCUACAUCACAGAAGGGGAGUGUGAGGGGAUCAAUACUCAACAUGAGGUGUGGCAGCUGGAGACAGUUUUCGCCCUCAAAACAUUCCAUGGAAGGCCAAUUGACUGCAAUGACAUCUUUGAACCUUCAGUUGGCCAAGACAGAUGUCUAAAAGUCUUGACUAAAGGCAUCGCUGGCAGCGGAAAAACGGUCUGUGCACAAAAAGUCAUCCUCGACUGGGCAGAAGGGAAAGCAAACAGCGCUGUGAAGAUCUUGUUUGUGCUUCCAUUCCGUGAGUUGAACUUGGUUGCGGGUAAACAGUACAGCCUGCUGGACCUGCUGAGCCUUUUCCAUCCAUCUGUGGAAAAACUCACAGAGGAGAUGCUCACAGCAUGGAAAAUUGCGUUCAUCCUGGAUGGCCUUGAUGAGAGCAGACUUCCACUGGAUUUCAAAUGCAGUGAGGUUGUGUCCAAGGUCACACAAAAAUCCACAGUAGAUAAACUACUGACAAAUCUGAUCAAAGGGAACCUGUUGCCAUCUGCUCUUCUCUGGAUAACCUGCAGACCUGCAGCAGCCAGCCUGAUCCCUCCUCAGUACAUCAACAGGGUGACUGAAGUACGCGGCUUUACGGACCCUCAGAAGGAGGAAUACUUCAAGAAAAGAUUUCGUGACAAUGUUCAAGCUGGAAAAAUCAUCUCACACAUCAAAACAUUAAGGAGCCUUCAGAUCAUGUGCCACAUCCCAGUUUUCUGCUGGAUGAUUGCCACAGUAUUUGAGUACCAGCAGAGUACAGGUAAUACAGGAGGGCUACCUAAGACCCUGACUGAGAUGUACUCACACUUCCUGAUGGUUCAGACGAAAAAGAAGAACAAUAAGUAUGGGCAAGCUGCCAUGGGUCAACAGGGGCUGAUGGAGACUAACAAGGAAGUUCUUCUGAAGCUGGGGAGGCUGGCCUUUGAGCAUCUGGAGAAAGGAAACCUCAUGUUCUACCGAGAAGACCUUGAGGAGUGUGGUCUUGAGGUGAAUGAAGCUGCACUGUACGCAGGUGUGUGCACAGCUAUCUUUAAAGAAGAGCGUGUACUCUUCAAGAAAACGGUGUACUGCUUCGUUCAUUUAAGCAUUCAGGAGUUUCUUGCAGCUAUCUAUGCUCACCACUGUUACUCAACACAGAACGUAAACGCCAUGAGGAGUUUCCUCAGAAGGGAUACCACCGCUCUUGCACCACCAGAACUUCUUGAAAAUAAGUUAUUCAGGAGAGCCAUGCCUGAAAUAUCACAUACUGAAAGCAAAAGCAGUAUGUCGUUAAAUGAGCUUUUGGAGGGUGCUUUGGAAAGGGCCUUGGACAGCAGGAAUGGCCAUCUGGACUUGUUUGUCCGCUUCCUUCACGGACUGACAAUCGAGUCUAAUCAGUGUAUUUUAGAAGGCCUGAUUGUCCAAAACUCAAGGCCAGAUGCCAUUAAAAAACAAAUCCGCACACUCAAAAUGGUACAGAGGAAGACAGCCUCAACAGAGAGAUGUAUCAACCUUUCUCACUGUCUGACAGAAAUGAAUGACCACUCAGUUGACCAGGAAAUUCAAGAGUUCCUGGAGUCUGAGAACAGAUCAAAGAAGAAACUUUCAGCAGUUCAGUGCUCUACUCUGGCCUACAAACUGCUGAUGUCAGAGAAGGUACUGGAAGAGUUUGAUCUCAGGACUUUCAACACAUUAGAUGAGGGGCGUAGGAGACUGGUGCCAGUGGUGAGAAACUGCAGAAGAGCUCAGCUUUCUGGCUGUGGACUCAAAACUGAAGAUGUUUGUGAUGUGGUUGCUUCAGCACUGAGCUCCAACCCUUCCCAUCUGAGAGAGCUGGACCUGAGCAACAAUGAACUUCAGGAUUCAGGAGUAAAGCUGUUGUCUGCUGGACUAAAGAGUGUGAACUGUACAUUGAGACAGUUAAGGUUAAAGCAGUGCAUGUUGUCUAAGGAGAGCUGUAAAGAGCUGGCGCCAACACUCAGCUCCAGUUCUUCUACUGUUAAAGAGCUGGACAUGAGCAACAACGAGCUGAGGGAUUCAGGAGUGGAGUUGUUGUCUGCUUUACUGGAGAGUUCAAAUUUACUGGAGACUCUGAGACUCAAUCAGUGUGGAGUAACAGAGAAGUCUUGUGAAUCAAUAGCAUCUGCUUUAAGCUCUGACAUGUCUCUCAAAGAGCUAGACCUGAGCAACAACGACCUGGGGAGCUCUGGAGCGACACUCCUUGCUGCUGGACUGCGGAGUCCAAAGUGUAAACUGGAGACUCUGAGGCUGUCAGGCUGUCUGAUCACAGAGGUCGGCUGUGUCUCCCUGGCCACGGCGCUGAGCUCUAAUCCUUCACAUCUGAGAGAGCUGGACCUGACCUACAAUCAUCUAGGAGACUCGGGAGUGGAGCUGCUUUCUGCUGGACUGAAGGAUCCAGACUGGAGACUGAAGACUCUCAGAGUGGAUCAUGGAGGAAAACACAGGCUGAUCUCUGGGCCAACGAAAUAUUUAUUCCGGCCCACACUGGACCCAAACACAGCACAUAAUAGCCUAUCUCUGUCUGAAGAGAGCGGACAGGUCUCAGGCUCAGAAAAAUGGCAUCAUUAUCCAGAUCACCCAGAGCGGUUUUACUUACAAGAUCAGGUUUUGUGUCAAGAGGGUUUGACUGAGUGCCACUACUGGGAGGUAGAUCACGUUGGUGGAGUUUUCAUCGGUGUGGCAUACAAAGAAAUCAGCAGAACUGGUUCCUAUGAAAGCUGGCUCGGAUACAAUGACAAGUCAUGGUGUGUCAGCUGUUUUGGCCAUAAAUACAUUGCAAUGCAUGACUGGAGGAAGACAAACAUACCGGUUGCCAUUACAUCACCCAGAGUAGGAGUGUAUCUGGACUGGCCAAGAGGCACUCUGUCCUUCUACCAAGUUUCUUCUGGCAGCUUAGUCCACCUGCACACUUUCCACUACAGAUUCACAGAGCCGCUCUACCCUGGUUUUUAUGUAGUAUACGAGUCAUCAUUGUCUCUGUGUUAGUCUUCUAAAACUAGUCAAGUUGCAGUUACACAAAUGCUUUACUCACAUCUUCAACCCGGCGGCAAGAUGGACACCUAAGCUUACCCUGGGAUUCCAUAAGCAGCAUGUCUAGAGCAUUACGGCUGCGGCACUGUUUUGCUUCGUCCUCCAUGUCCUCCUCUAUAUCCCACCAAGAGCGUCUGUGAAGCAUUUCAGAAGUAGAGCAUCCUGCCAGCUGAUACUGUAGACCUAAUGAGAUUGUGCUGAUUUCUUCAUUUUCCCUUAUUUUUAAUUUUUCCUUGAUUUUAGUGAUUCUACCAUGACACUUUGUUGGGCUGCAACCUGCAGUCCAGCCACUGCGAAGUAGAUCAAAGAAUUUUAUGUACAGUGACUGUUAUCAGGAGCAUUAAUUCUCCUGCUGGACAAAAUACAGAGGUGGAUACAGCUGGAUGGAGAAGCAGCAGAUGUGGGUGAUGUAAUGUUUUGGUCAAGUUAAACAUGAUCCCGAGUGUGCAAGGUGUUGAUGCAAUGCUGCUUGACUUCCUGCCUGGUACGAUCUGCUCUGUGCGUAAUGUGCCAGUGACAGACUCUAUGGAAUUUAGGGGUUAAUGUCAACUAUUAAGUAUCUGACUAAAUGUCUCCCCUUCUGUUCCUGAAUUAUGGCAUUGUCUAAUGGCCAGAGAAGUGUUUUUACAGAACGUUAUGAUGUCAGAUAUACCCAAAAGGAUAUCAAAAUGUUGAUGAAACUGCGAGAUGACUGCGUUUCCACUGAGUGAUUUUAUGCGACUUCUCCGCUGUCAAAAACACUCCAAGAAGCAUGGCGAUGGAUGUUCAAAACAUUAUUUUAUUGCUGCCACCACACUAGUCGCC
Plectropomus leopardus (leopard coralgrouper) is the source of this 5076-nucleotide messenger RNA. Its product is annotated as NACHT, LRR and PYD domains-containing protein 12-like. The record is from RefSeq and is a predicted model, not a curated record. Lineage: Eukaryota; Metazoa; Chordata; Actinopteri; Perciformes; Serranidae. Gene Ontology annotation, molecular function: protein binding.